AAAAACGAAACACAUUAAAGGAGGCCUUUGAUCAUAAUUCGUUUCAUUUCAUAAUUUUUCAAUCAUAAAAAGGAAAAGAUUUAAUAACGAAACAUUUGAAAGACAGCUCAGCAUAAAGACGAAGCAAAUAAAAUUUUACCGGAUAUCUAUAGGAGAUUAACGGAAAACGAAAAAUAAAAAAAAAAGAUGCGUCGUUCUUCGUUUACUCCGGUCUUCAGCUUGAAUACGCAGGAACCUGUCAUUGUGGUCGAGGAAACGCAUGCAAUUGAUGGCGAUGCUAAUGUGGACGAGGGCGCAGCCGAUCGCGUUGAUUUAUCGGGAGCCGCUGCACAUGUGAAAUUCAGAUCAAACAGCGAUGACUCGGAAUCACCAAAAAAUCCAUAUUUGUUAUGCCCAUUUCCGGAUAUGCAGAAACGUCGUAAGAAUUCGCUGCCUUCGCUGCAAAUAACCGAAGGUAUUACGGCCAGUCAAGUGCGACGUUUAUCGGAUGUGGGUGGAGAAACCACAGGCACUUUAAGUCCGCACGAAGUUAAAUUUCUGACUACAUUAACGCAGCGAUCUAAUGUGGCGGGCAGUACGCGCAGGCACUCGGUGGUUACGAUCUCCGCCGCACAACCAACGCUCUUCGGACGCAGUCGUCGCGAAUCUAUAUCUGGUGCUACAUACAGUGGCAGUCGUCGUGGUAGUGGUUUCCAAGGUCCACCUUUAACUGAUCCCCGUGGAAGUAUACAUAAUUUACAAUUGGAUAUAAUGGAUGGUAUUGUACAGACUCGUAAAACACGUUCGGGUAGCGGCGUCUGGACGGCACCCAUAUUAAAAGAGACGGAGAACAACGUACCUCUACAAACAUAAAUUCCUUCAUUUAUCUGACUUAAACUACUAAAGGAGACCAGCUACAUAUAUAUA
Messenger RNA from Glossina fuscipes, 906 nucleotides. RefSeq lists its product as uncharacterized. The transcript has 2 exons. The record is from RefSeq and is a predicted model, not a curated record. NCBI's taxonomy places the organism in Eukaryota, Metazoa, Arthropoda, Insecta, Diptera, Glossinidae. Bases 187 to 852 code for a protein of 221 amino acids.